Molecule: messenger RNA, 2444 nt
Organism: Nematolebias whitei (Rio pearlfish)
Lineage: Eukaryota; Metazoa; Chordata; Actinopteri; Cyprinodontiformes; Rivulidae
Gene: exo1
Product: exonuclease 1
Exons: 14
Coding region: 71-2386 (771 amino acids)
Biological process (GO): mismatch repair; DNA recombination
Cellular component (GO): nucleus
Molecular function (GO): DNA binding; metal ion binding; 5'-flap endonuclease activity
Source: RefSeq, a predicted model, not a curated record
GUGUGGGAGUUAGCUAAAUAAAGGUUCUGGCCUCUAAUUACUCUCUAACAUUUCUUCACCAUCUAUAAAAAUGGGAAUCUCUGGAUUGUUGCAGUUCAUCAAAGAUGCAGCCGAGCCCGUUAACGUUAAAAAGUAUAAAGGCCAGACGGUAGCUGUCGACACGUACUGCUGGCUGCACAAAGGAGCUUUCUCUUGUGCUGAGAAGCUUGCUAAAGGGGAACCAACUGACCAGUAUGUGCAGUACUGCAUGAAGUUUGUGGACAUGCUGCUGAAUUUUGGCGUGAAAGUCAUUCUAGUGUUCGAUGGACGCAACCUGCCUUCCAAACAAGAGGUGGAAAGGGCUCGCAGAGAGCGCAGAGAAACUAAUCUUCAAAAAGGCCGACAGCUGCUGCGUGAAGGUAAACUGUCUGAGGCCCGAGACUGUUUCACCCGCUGUGUGAACAUCACCCCCACCAUGGCCCACAACCUGAUUAAGGCUGCCCGGGACAGAGGCGUGGACUGUGUGGUGGCUCCUUAUGAAGCGGAUGCUCAGUUGGCGUACCUGACUAAAUCUGGUCUGGCUCAGGCUGUCAUCACUGAAGACUCGGACCUGCUGGCAUUUGGCUGCAAAACGGUGAUUCUCAAAAUGGACAAGCAGGGCAAUGGGCUGGAAGUAGACCAGAGCAACAUGGGCCGCUGUCGCUCCCUGGGCAACGUUUUCACUGAGGAGAAGUUUCGUUACAUGUGCAUCUUGGCCGGCUGUGACUAUCUGCCCUCCCUACACGGCAUCGGCUUGGGGAAGGCCUGCAAGCUGCUGCGGCUGGCCAAAGACCCCGACAUCCUGAAGGUGAUCAGAAAGAUGGGUCAGUACCUGAAAACAAAUCUGAUCAUCCCUGAACAGUACAUCGAGGGGUUUGUCAGAGCCAACAACACCUUCCUGUACCAGCUGGUGUUCGAUCCUGUCAGGAGGAAAGUGGUUCCAUUAAACCCGUACCCAGAGCACAUAGAUCCAGCCACCCUCAGCUAUGCUGGCCUAAAUCUAGAAGAGGACAAAGGUUUGGAAAUGGCCUUGGGAAACCUUGAUGUCAACACUUUGGAGAGGAUUGACAACUUCAAUCCAGACAAACCCAACGUACAGAGGUGUAAGGCUCGCAGUAACAGCUGGAACGACUCGCCAACCUCAGCUGGGUCCAGCAUUUGGAGCAGGGGCUUCACACCUGCCUCUGGUGGCUCUUCUCCUCGCCCUGCUGCUUCUCCAGACCGGCCUCCCUCCACCAGGGGAAGGGAGGGGGUCGUCAGCCUGGGGGGCCUGAAGCUGCCCUCCAGAGAGCUACAGGUGAAAAGGCCCAGAGAAGAUUCUUGUUUAUCUGACCAGGAAGUCCUCCAGCUGUAUUCCUCUCCUGGACAGAAGCGAUCCAAAUCAGAACAGCAACCACACAAGACUCCACUCAGGCCUCAGCCCCGACCACGCAACCGCUUCGCCACACUGCUGCAGAGGAGGAACCAGGAGACAGAGGAGGAGGCCGGCCAUCUCACCCGCAGCAGAUUCUUCAGUGGCUCCAGUUCAGUAACCAGUCUGAGCACGGAGUCCAACCAGGAGGUAGAGCCCACAGCUGGUGACCCUUCUGAGGACAAAUCCUCUCUCAGCAUCCACACUCAUGACAUCCCGCCUGAGGUAACUCCUAGUCCACCUCUGUCCUCCAGCAGCUCGUCCCCCAGUUCAGCCAGUCGGGGUUUCAAGCUGUUCCAGUGGUCAGGAGGCUCCUCUUCAGCCGAACCCUCCAGUACAACAAAGUCCACCAUGGGCCUGGGCGCCCUGCAGCAGUUUCAGUACAAGAAGGAGAGUUUUACAUCUCAGAAGAUCCACAGCGCCUCUGGAGGCUCAACGCCCCCACAGUCCUCAUCUCCUGAUAAAAAUCUGGAGGACGAACUCUCUGACUCACCCCCCUCCCAGGACAGCGCUUACUUCUCCCACUCCCAGUCCUCGCGCAUUUCCUUCCACAAAGAGGAAUCUCUCACCUACAGCCUGGAGGAUGCUGCAUCUGAAAUGAACUCAAGCACUGAAGUAGAACCAGAACCAGAGAGUCACGUUUGUUCAGCAGAAGCAGAAAGGAAAGCUGCUGUGCUGGGGUCAAAGGUUUCAGGACUGUCGAGGGUGAAGUCCAGCAGUGGGAGUCCAACAGCCACGGUGCGGUCUUUGGGUCCAGCCAGAGCCAGCGGUCUGAGGAAGAAGAGUGUUGGUUCUGUGAAGAAAUGCUCGUCUACAAAUAAUGAGAACAACCCUGGAGUCCAGGCCACCAUCAGCAGCCUGUGGAAGAACUACAGCUUCAAAACGGACGCUCAGAAGAUGACUUCCCGUAAGACGGAGCCCAUGUCUCCAUUCAAAGACAACCUGCUGGUCCACUGACCUCAUCCAGCAUGAACCUUCUGACCAUGUCUGAGAUUACCUUAAAAGUUUCACAUUA